This is a messenger RNA of Ipomoea triloba (trilobed morning glory), 1538 nucleotides long. RefSeq names its product lipoyl synthase 1, mitochondrial. The record is from RefSeq and is a predicted model, not a curated record. Gene Ontology annotation, cellular component: mitochondrion. The transcript is spliced from 4 exons. NCBI's taxonomy places the organism in Eukaryota, Viridiplantae, Streptophyta, Magnoliopsida, Solanales, Convolvulaceae. Gene Ontology annotation, molecular function: lipoate synthase activity; 4 iron, 4 sulfur cluster binding. Gene Ontology annotation, biological process: lipoate biosynthetic process. The coding region runs from base 119 to 1267 and encodes 382 amino acids.
CCGCUGAACCAACCACCACUAGUCCAUUACCACAGAAAGUCAGAAGAGAUCACCGGAAAUAUUCCGUAACCUCUCCGCCGUCGCGAGGGAGGAAUCAGAUAAGAUAACCGCCGGAAAAAUGAAUUACCGCUUCGCAUCCCUCGCUUUCCGAUCACUGAAAUCCACCCGCCACUCUCUCUAUCCACAGUCCUUCUCCUCCUCAUCUUCCGUCCCGCCUUCCUCCCCUGCUACUCAUCAAUACCCUCAGACAUUGGAGGGAUUGCGGAGCAGGCUAGCCGCCGAGUCGCCGACGCUUGGAAGCUUCAUUCGGCUCCAAUCGGAUAAGGAGUACUCCGUCGAGGUCGGGACGAAGAAGAAGCCGCUGCCGAAGCCGAAGUGGAUGAAGGAAGCGAUCCCUGGAGGAGAGAAGUACACGCAAAUUAAGAAGAAGUUGAGGGAGUUGAAGCUCCACACAGUUUGUGAAGAGGCUAAAUGUCCUAAUCUCGGAGAAUGCUGGUCCGGCGGUGAAACUGGAACUGCCACGGCCACCAUUAUGAUACUUGGCGAUACUUGUACUCGAGGUUGCAGGUUCUGCAAUGUGAAGACUUCACGCACUCCACCCCCUCCUGACCCGAAUGAACCAUCCAAUGUGGCUGAGGCAAUUGCUUCAUGGGGUUUGGAUUAUGUUGUGAUCACUAGUGUUGACCGUGAUGAUUUACCCGACCAAGGAAGCGGUCAUUUUACAGAGACAGUACAGAAGCUUAAGGCAUUGAAACCAAAUUUGCUCAUAGAAGCACUGGUUCCGGACUUUAGAGGGGAUCGUAGUUGUGUUGAGAAAGUUGCAAAGUCUAGAUUAGAUGUUUUUGCUCAUAAUAUUGAAACAGUUGAAGAGCUCCAGAGUGUUGUACGAGAUCACCGUGCUAACUUUAAGCAGUCCAUGGAUGUCUUAAUGAUGGCAAAGGACUAUGCUCCUGCUGGUACGCUCACCAAGACAUCAAUAAUGUUGGGCUGUGGAGAAACACCAGACCAAGUUGUUAAAACAAUGGAAAAGGUACGCGCAGCAGGUGUUGACGUAAUGACGUUUGGUCAGUAUAUGAGACCCUCAAAGCGCCACAUGCCUGUAUCAGAGUACAUUACUCCUGAGGCUUUUGAGAAGUAUCAAGUCCUUGGGAUGCAAAUGGGAUUUCGAUAUGUGGCAUCUGGUCCCAUGGUCAGAUCAUCAUACAAGGCAGGAGAAUUUUACAUUAAGUCUAUGAUUGAAUCAGAUCGUGCUGCAUCUUUGGUCUAAACUCCGGCAUCUGACCAUAAAUUAUACUCCAUUGCAGUACAUUUGGCCUUUACUGAUUCUUUUAAUGAUUAUUUAGUCAUCUUGGUGCUAGCAAAGUGACCGUUCAUCUACAGCAAUGGCAGGUAUCCUCUAUCAGAGUGGAUAUUCAUGUGAAUGAUAUCUUGUUCUAAAUAUCUUAGGUUGCCUGGAACCAUCACAGCCCCGUCUUUCAAAAUAAACUCUUGUAUAUGUACAUUGGUUGAAAUUCAUGUUUGCACUAGCCAUUUCUCUA